AGAAAGAGUUUAGUGUUCUAAAAAAAUGAAAAAGUGAUCUUAGUGAGCUCGGAAAACCAGCAAUGAACUCCGAGACCCUCAAUGCAACUCACAACAACGCCGUCUCAACAGAGAGAAGGUUAACACGCAGCGAAAUACUCGCAAAGAAGAACGCCAAUCAACAGCUCAUCAAAGCAGCUUAUACCAAAAAGGAUCACCUCGAUUCUUUUCCCGAUUAUCGCCGCUUCGAAAUUAACGGUCUAUCAGUGUGCUUAAAGUCAGGACAUGGCACUAAACUUUCCUCUCCUGUUAAACAAUAUAUACAGAGACUUCUUAAGCUUAACAUGGAAGGGCCAUAUGGGGCUGAGUGGCAAGAGGAAGAAAAGGUGAAGCGUAUAGAAAUGGUUGAUCCCGAAGCACUCUACAUAUUUGUGCAUGAGGUUGAUAACUCAAAUGCUGAUGAGAAGACAACAUUGUUCACUGAGGAAGACCCUUCAACUAGUCGUCAAGAAGAUAGUGGUCCCUUGGUUGGGUUUGUACAUUACCGCUUUGUUUUGGAAGAAGAGGUACCGGUACUUUAUGUGUAUGAACUACAGCUCGAGUCUCGUGUCCAGGGAAAAGGAUUGGGAAAGCUUCUAAUGGAACUUAUUGAGCUUAUCGCCCAAAAGAACUGCAUGGGUGCUGUUGUGCUAACCGUUCAAAAGAUGAACCUAUCAGCUAUGAAUUUUUACACAAGUAAACUAAGAUAUAUCAUAUCAGCCACGUCACCUUCUAAAGUUUAUCCAAUGAUGGAGAAGAGUUAUGAAAUUCUUUGCAGAACAUUUAAUGAUGAAGCUAAAACUAUUUUUGAGGUAAACCACUCACUGCACCAUUAGAUUGUAACAACAAAUGAUAUCUUGGAUGUACUAAGUUUGAAAAUGAACCAGUUAAUUUUUAAUCUCCAUUAAUCUAUAACUGUUGGAUUACCCGCAUUCUUGUUGGCCCUUCUUAUCAAUACUUAAGGAUCUUCUCCUUGCAAAAUCUACUAUCUUUCUUA
This is a messenger RNA of Medicago truncatula (barrel medic), 1015 nucleotides long. Its product is annotated as N-alpha-acetyltransferase 40. The record is from RefSeq and is a predicted model, not a curated record. Gene Ontology annotation, molecular function: histone H2A acetyltransferase activity; histone H4 acetyltransferase activity; protein N-terminal-serine acetyltransferase activity. The transcript is spliced from 7 exons. NCBI's taxonomy places the organism in Eukaryota, Viridiplantae, Streptophyta, Magnoliopsida, Fabales, Fabaceae. Gene Ontology annotation, cellular component: nucleus. The coding region runs from base 63 to 854 and encodes 263 amino acids.